Messenger RNA from Peromyscus leucopus (white-footed mouse), 7849 nucleotides. It is a transcript of the gene Sdk1, whose product is annotated as sidekick cell adhesion molecule 1. The record is from RefSeq and is a predicted model, not a curated record. Gene Ontology annotation, molecular function: protein binding. Lineage: Eukaryota; Metazoa; Chordata; Mammalia; Rodentia; Cricetidae.
AUGGCCCGCGCCCGGCCCUCCGUGGCGGGCGGCGGCGGUGCGGCGCCCCCUGAGCGUGCGGGGCCCGGGCGGCCGCGGAAGAGCCGGACCGGCUACCACUGCGACCCCGAGCGCCCCGGGCUGCGAGCGGCGCCCCAGACCCCCGGGCCGGGCGCGGGCCGGCGGGCGGCAAAGUUGAGGCCGGGCCGCGGGUGGUGGGCGCUGCUGUUGCUCCAGCUGCACUUGCUGCGGGCGCUGGCGCAAGAUGAUGUUGCACCGUAUUUCAAGACAGAGCCAGGCCUGCCACAGAUCCACCUGGAAGGGAACCGCCUUGUCCUUACCUGCCUGGCUGAAGGGAGCUGGCCUCUGGAAUUCAAGUGGACACACAACGACAGUGAGCUCACCACCUACAGCAGCGAAUAUAAGUAUAUCAUCCCCUCUUUACAGAAGCUGGAUGCCGGGUUUUACCGCUGCGUGGUGCGGAACAGGAUGGGAGCUCUCUUGCAGAGGAAAUCAGAAGUACAAGUGGCAUAUAUGGGGAAUUUCAUGGAUACAGACCAGAGGAAAACAGUUUCUCAAGGACAUGCAGCGAUUCUAAACUUAGUGCCCAUCAUCAGCUGCCCCAGACCGCAAGUGACGUGGUUUAGAGAAGGACACAAGAUUAUUCCAAGCAGCAGAAUAGCCAUCACAUUGGAGAAUCAGUUGGUGAUCCUCGCUACAAAAGAGAGUGAUGCUGGGGCUUACUACGUGCAGGCUGUGAACGAGAGGAACGGCGAGAACAAGACAAGCCCCUUCAUCCACCUGAGCAUAGCACGAGAUACUGGCACCCAUGAAGCCAUGGCCCCUGUCAUCGUGGUUGCCCCGGGCAACAGAAGUGUGGUAGCAGGGUCCAGUGAGACUACUUUGGAGUGCAUAGCCAAUGCCAGGCCUGUGGAGGAGCUGAGUGUGCACUGGAAGAGAAACGGAGUUCGACUCACAAGUGGACUGCACAGCUAUGGGAGGCGCCUCACCAUCAGCAACCCGACGUCGGCAGACACCGGCCUGUACGUGUGCGAGGCGACUCUCCGUGGAAGCGCAUUUGAGCCAGCCAGGGCCAAAGCCUUCCUCUCUAUCAUAGAGCCACCAUAUUUCACUGCUGAGCCAGAGAAUCGGAUUUUAGCUGAAGUGGAAGAAACCGUGGACAUCCCCUGUCGAGCCAUGGGGGUCCCUCUCCCCACCCUCCAGUGGUACAAAGAUGCUGUCCCCCUGAGCAAGCUCCAGAACCCGAGGUACAGAGUGCUCCCCAGCAGAGGCUUGCACAUUCAGAAGCUGAGUCCAGAAGACUCCGGAAUCUUCCAGUGCUUUGCCAAUAAUGAAGGAGGAGAGAUCCAGACCCACACCUACCUGGAUGUGACCAAUAUUGCUCCUGCCUUCACCCAGCGUCCAGUGGACACCAGGGUCACUGACGGGAUGACAGCUGUCCUGAGGUGUGAGGUGUCUGGGGCUCCCAAACCUGCGAUCACAUGGAAGAGAGGAAACCUCAUUCUGGCCAGUGGCUCUGUCCGGAUUCCAAGGUUCAUGCUGCUGGAAUCUGGGGGGCUGCGGAUAGCCCCCGUCUUCAUCCAAGAUGCUGGCAACUACACCUGUUAUGCGGCCAAUACCGAGGGCUCUGUGAACGCAUCCGCCACGCUCACCGUAUGGAAUCGAACGUCCAUCGUUCACCCUCCAGAGGACCGCGUUGUGAUUAAGGGGACGACAGCCACCCUGUGCUGUGGAGCCACCCACGACCCUCGGACCUCUCUCCGCUACGUUUGGAAAAAGGACAACGUGGUCAUCACACCAUCCAGCAGCUCGAGAAUCGUGGUGGAGAAGGACGGGUCCCUUCUCAUUAGCCAGACGUGGUCAGGGGACAUCGGGGACUACACCUGUGAGAUUGUGUCUGAGGGCGGGAACGACUCCCGAACGGCACGGCUGGAAGUGAUUGAGCUGCCUCACCCUCCUCAAAACCUCAUGGCCAGCUUGAGUCCUGCGCGAAGCCACUCAGUGACGCUGUCAUGGGUCCGGCCCUUUGAUGGAAACAGCCCAGUCCUUUACUACAUUGUGCAACUGUCUGAAAACAUGGUGACUAAGGUUUCUUUUUUCUCUCUUCUCCCCACGGUGCCUCCUGCCAUUCAUGGUGCCUUCCACCUCCAUGUGAGAACAGUGCCUACAGCACCGCCACAGAACGUGCAGGCAGAAGCUGUGAAUUCCACCACCGUGCACUUCCUGUGGAACCCGCCGCCCCAGCAGUUCAUCAACGGCAUCAACCAGGGAUACAAGCUUCUGGCAUGGCCAGCAGAUGCCCCUGAGAUUGUCACUGUCAUCACUAUUGCGCCCGACUUCCACGGAAUCCACCACGGGUACAUAACGAACUUGAAGAAGUUCACAGCCUACUUCACAUCAGUCCUAUGCUUCACCACCCCGGGGGACGGGCCUCCGAGCUCGCCUCAGCUUGUGUGGACCCACGAGGACAAACCGGGAGCUGUGGGGCACCUGAGCUUCACGGAGAUUCUGGACACCUCUCUCAAGGUCAGCUGGCAGGAGCCCCUGGAGAGAAACGGCAUCAUUAUGGGCUAUCAGAUCUCCUGGGAGGUGUAUGGGAAGAAUGACUCUCGGCUCACACACACCCUCAACAGCACAACCCUCGAGUACAAGAUCCAAGGACUGUCAUCUCUCACCACCUACACCAUCGAUGUGGCUGCCGUGACCGCCGCAGGUGUGGGCCUGACCACAUCGUCCACCAUCUCUUCGGGAGUACCCCCAGACCUUCCUGGGGCUCCAUCCAACCUGGUGAUUUCCAACAUCAGCCCUCGCUCAGCCACACUUCAGUUCCGACCCGGCUAUGACGGGAAGACAGCCAUCUGCAAGUGGAUCGUGGAGGGGCAGGUCGGGGCCAUCGGUGAUGAGGAGGAGUGGGUCACCCUCUAUGAGGAAGAGAAUGAGCCUGACGCCCAGACGCUGGAAAUUCCAAACCUCACACCCUACACACACUACAGGUUUCGAAUGAGGCAAGUGAACAUCGUGGGUCCCAGCCCCUUCAGCCAGUCAUCCCGGGUCAUCCAGACCCUGCAGGCCCCACCUGAUGUGGCUCCGACCAGCAUCACUGUCCGAACAGCCAGUGAGACCAGCCUGCGGCUACGUUGGGUGCCGCUGCCUGAUUCCCAGUACAAUGGGAACCCCGAGUCUGUGGGCUACAGGGUGAAGUACUGGCGUUCAGACCAACCAUCCUCAGCGCUGGCCCAAGUUGUCAAUGACCGGCUGGAGAGGGAGCUGACCAUUGAGGAGCUGGAGGAGUGGACAGAGUACGAACUGCGGAUGCAGGCCUUCAACGCCAUUGGGGCUGGCCCCUGGAGUGAGCUGGUGCGCGGUCGCACACGGGAGUCAGUCCCUUCAGCAGCUCCUGAAAAUGUGUCUGCUGAGGCUGUGAGCUCCACCCAGAUCCUACUGACGUGGGCUUCAGUCCCUGAGCAGGACCAGAAUGGGCUCAUCCUGGGCUACAAGAUUCUGUACCGUGCCAAAGACCUGGAUCCAGAGCCCAGAAGCCACGUAGUUCGAGGGAACCAUACACAGUCUGCCCUGCUGGCUGGCCUGCGCAAGUUCGUGGUGUAUGAGCUCCAGGUGCUGGCGUUCACACGUAUCGGGAAUGGAGUCCCUAGCUUGCCCCUCGUCCUGGAGCGUACCAAAGAUGACACCCCAGGUCCCCCCGUGCGGCUGGUGUUCCCCGAAGUGAGGCUAACUGCGGUGCGGAUCGUGUGGCAGCCCCCGGAGGAGCCCAAUGGUGUGAUUCUGGGGUACCAGAUCGCCUACCGCCUGGCCAGCGGCAGUCCCCACACCUUCACCACUGUGGAGGUGGGUGCCACAGUGCGGCAGUUCACAGCCACAGAGCUGGCCCCAGAAUCUGCAUACAUCUUCAGAUUGUCUGCUAAGACGAGACAGGGCUGGGGCGAGCCCCUGGAGGCCACAGUCAUCACCACUGAGAAGAGAGAGAGGCCAGCACCCCCCAGAGAGCUCCUGGUACCCCAGGCUGAAGUGACAGCCCGCAGCCUCCGGCUCCAGUGGGUCCCUGGCAGUGACGGGGCCUCCCCCAUCCGGUACUUCACGGUGCAGGUGCGAGACCUGCCUGGUGGAGAGUGGCAAACCUACUCCUCCUCCGUCAGCCACGAGGCCACAGCCUGUGCCGUCGAAAGGCUGAGGCCUUUCACCUCCUACAAGCUACGCCUGAAGGCCACCAAUGACAUCGGGGACAGUGACUUCAGUGCAGAAACAGAGGCCGUGACCACCCUGCAAGAUGUUCCAGGGGAGCCUCCAGGGUCUGUCUCAGCCACGCCACACACCACAUCCUCCGUCCUGAUCCAGUGGCAGCCUCCCCGGGAUGAGAGCCUGAAUGGCCUUCUGCAAGGCUACAGGAUCUACUACCGUGAGCUGGAGUCCGAGACAGAUGGGCCCGAGGCCAAGACACUCAAGAGUCCCUCUGCCUUACGAGCUGAACUCACAGCCCAAAGCAGCUUCAAGACCGUGAACAGCAGCUCCACAUUAACGACGUAUGAAUUAACACAUCUGAAGAAGUACCGACGCUAUGAAGUCAUCAUGACCGCCUAUAACAUCAUUGGUGAGAGCCCGGCCAGUGUACCUGUGGAGGUCUUCGUCGGUGAGGCUGCCCCAGCGAUGGCCCCACAGAACGUCCAGGUGACCCCCCUCACGGCCAGCCAGCUGGAGGUCACAUGGGACCCACCACCCCCUGAGAGCCAGAAUGGGAACAUCCAGGGCUACAAGAUUUACUACUGGGAGGCAGACAGCCGCAACGAGACUGAGAAAAUGAAGGUCCUCUUCCUCCCGGAGCCAGUGGUGAAAAUCAAGAAUCUCACCAGCCACACCAAAUACCUGGUCAGCAUCUCCGCCUUCAAUGCUGCGGGUGAUGGGCCCAAGAGUGACCCACGUCAGGGACGCACACAUCAAGCCGCUCCCGGGCCCCCCAGCUUCUUGGCCUUCUCAGAAAUAACCUCCACCACCCUCAACGUGUCCUGGGGGGAGCCAUCUGCAGCCAACGGCAUCCUACAGGGCUAUCGAGUAGUGUAUGAGCCCUUAGCACCCGUGCAAGGUGUAAGCAAGGUGGUGACAGUGGACGUGAAAGGGAACUGGCAGCGGUGGCUGAAGGUGCGGGACCUCACCAAGGGAGUGACCUACUUCUUCCGAGUCCAGGCGCGGACCAUCGCCUACGGGCCAGAGCUCCAGGCCAAUGUCACUGCGGGGCCAGCCGAGGGGUCCCCAGGCUCUCCACGAAAUGUCCUGGUCACCAAAUCUGCCUCCGAGCUGAGCCUGCAGUGGACAGAGGGACAUGCUGGGAACACUCCUACUACAGGCUACGUCAUCGAGGCCAGGCCAUCAGAUGAAGGCUUAUGGGACAUGUUUGCAAAGGACAUUCCCCGGAGCGCUACAUCAUACACCGUGGGCCUGGACAAACUUCGGCAAGGGGUGACCUACGAGUUCCGGGUGGUGGCUGUGAACAAGGCAGGCUUUGGGGAACCCAGCCGCCCUUCCACAGCGGUGUCAGCACAAGCUGAAGUCCCCUUCUAUGAGGAGUGGUGGUUCCUGCUAGUGAUGGCGCUCUCCAGCCUCCUCCUUGUCCUCCUGGUGGUCUUCGCACUGGUCCUGCAUGGGCAAAGCAAGAAGUACAAGAACUGUGGCACAGGUAAGGGCAUCUCCAACAUGGAAGAGUCAGUGACCCUGGAUAACGGAGGGUUUGCCGCCUUGGAGCUCAACAGCCGUCACCUCAACGUCAAAAGCACCUUCUCGAAAAAGAAUGGAACCAGAUCCCCACCCCGACCAAGCCCUGGAGGUCUGCACUACUCCGAUGAGGACCUCUGCAACAAGUACAAUGGCGCUGUGCUGACCGAGAGUGUGAACCUCAAGGAGAAGUCGGUGGACGGGUCAGAAUCCGAGGCCUCCGACUCAGACUACGAGGAAGCCCUGCCCAAGCACUCCUUCGUCAACCACUACAUGAGCGACCCCACCUACUACAACUCCUGGAAGCGGCGUCCCCCUGCCGCAGCACCGCACAGAUACGAGGCGGUGGCAGGGGCCGAGUCGGGCCCGCACCUGCACACGGUCAUCACCACACAGAGCGCGGGCGGAGUCUACACACCAGCUGGCCCCGGAGCCCGGGCCCCCCUCACCGGCUUCUCCUCCUUCGUGUGACGUCACGCCUCCAUCAGGGUAGACGGGUGCAGAACUUCUGGAGUCUAUUUUUGUUAAGACAAUCAACUCCGAUAACUGAGCUGAAAUUUUUUGUUCCACAAAAAAAAUAAUAAUAAUUCUGAUAAGCGAUCUUACCUACUGGUGAAAACUAGGUUUCACUUAGGAAGGUUUUUUUUUAAUGGCUUUUUGUAACAUCGCUGCAGGAAGCAGGUUUCUUUGUUUUCUUUUCUUUUUAAGAGAAGGUAUCUCCCUGGUGCACUAGCUCGGCACCGCCGGCGGGGGCGCUCUCGACACACCCCAACCCUGGGCUUCUCAGGCCUCCAGACCAUGGCGGAGGCGAGGGCUGGCAGGAGGGUGGAGGGGGACAGGUAAAUCGCAUCCGCCGCCCACUUCUCUCUCUACCUCCUUUUGGAGAACCAGCCAGCCUGGCUCACUUUCUCCAUCUUAGGCCGACUUGAGGCUUCUUGCUCUCGCCUGUGCUUCAGACCGUUGAUCUCCCCACCCCACCCCCGGGCUCUGCCCGGUUCUCACCGGGGUCCACGCGAUGCCACUGCGCAAGGGGCCGUGGAGGACUCAGCUCUGCAGACCCUCUUUAGGGUGGUGCGACCCUGGGGCUUUGCCCUCGCUCUUCCUCUGUUCUCUAAAGCUGACAGUUACAAGAACAGCAAGUCCCUCCCCCAACUGGAGGCCACCCAGGCCCAUCCAUGGCCAGCCAGGUCCUUCUGGUGACCACAGCACACAGCACACAGCCCACCCCCGCUGAGCAAAGGGAGGGGCGCAGACGCGUGUUUUUGCAGUUGCUUGUGGCAGUAGCAGGUGUGCAUUGUUGAACCAGAGUAUUUUUUAAAUCUUUUUAUCUUUUUUUAAACUAUGUCACAUGAAAUGAAUGCGUCUUUGCUGUCUCCAGGUGCCUUUUAAUUCAUUGUUCAGCUUUGUACGUGGGAAAGACGAGAAGCGACCGUGUCUCCAAAUAAAACACUCGGCUCUGAGAAAACAACCUGGGGCCGCGAGUCACCUAGCACACCCCACACUGGCCGGCACAGUGGGGACAGCCCUUCCCUUCCCCCUCCUGAUGUCCCGCUUCUGACCCCCCACCCCCGGUGCUGCUUCCGCCACCCUGCCGUCCAAGGCCAGCGUUUUAGCCUUAACAGGUUUUCUGAAAACAUUUUCCUUUAAUUUUCACUAUUUUGGCUAAAUGCAGAGUACCAGCUAAGUGGCACUCAGACCCCAUGAGCGUCCUGCCGCCCCUAGCCUGGGCUUGGGAUCUGGAUGUGACCAGCUGGCUUUGGCCAUGGUGUGGCCCAGAGCUGGGGUGGCUCCAUGAAACCACGUCCUGGAGCACUCAGAGCCAAUGAAAAAGGUCUGUCCUCCUAGUGACCUUGGCAUCCUGCGGAGGGGACAGGCUGUUUCAUGUCACCAGUAGGGGACUUUGUAGCCCUUUACUUUCCCUGAGAGGCAGAGGACAUGGAUCUUGUCUUGACUUGGAUGCCUAGGAAGUUACUGGCAUGGCCCCAGGACCCCGGAAGUUCUGCUUGGGAGAAAAAAAAAAUUAAAGGCCUUUCAGUUUUUCCAAAACCCACAAUAAAAAAAUUCCAGCCCUCCUCUUCCCUUCUCCUCUUGUUCCUUCUUUCCCUCUCCCUCCCCUUAUCCUUCCUUC